Caenorhabditis auriculariae is the source of this 17337-nucleotide messenger RNA. NCBI's taxonomy places the organism in Eukaryota, Metazoa, Nematoda, Chromadorea, Rhabditida, Rhabditidae. The record is from the annotation of a GenBank genome assembly.
AUGAAUGAUGGCGCGUCCUCGCAUAAUACUUUGAUGACCUCCAACGGCCCGAUAUCUGGUGUCUCUACCGAAGGGCCGAAGGUGUUGUGGUGCACCUGGAGGCGUGGUCAAUCGGACCGACUCUAGCCUCUCUGCGCAUCCUACGUCGACGGACGCUCUCUCGUCACUCUCUCGCCGCUCCGCCCACUUUCUUCUCUUUCAUGCCCUCGCCAUCGUCAUGUUCUCUCCAUCUCGUUCUUUUCCUACUCAACUAGCCGUUUUUUUCAGUUUUUUUUUCUUUCCAACGGCUUCAGUGCAGCUAUUUUGGGUUUUUAGCGUUCCUAGAAGUUUUCGAGGACAUUUUUUCAUGAUCUGACCUUGUACUUGUUUUUUUUUGUUCUAUUUACUCACCCUAUUUACUCAAAUCCAGAAGUUUAGUCGCAACCUCGAGCGGAGUAUGUUAUUUUUUCAAUAGAUGAAUUUUAUUUCUUAGCUUUUUUGCUUGGUUGCAUUUGCAAGCUUCUCCUUUAUCCGUAUCACAUUUCCACGGAGGGAUUAACCGCGCAAUUUGUCUCUUUUCAUAUUCUUGUCUCCUAUUUUUUUUUUUUAAAUAUUAAAAAAAGACGAUGAUUUUUUUUUUCGCAACAUCUAGGCCUCGUGUUGCGUUUACAUUACACUGCGUUAUCAAGCGAUAAGCGAGAUUCGUUCCCAACGACGUUUUUAGUUCGAUUUUAACUCUUUUUUUAAGGAACAAAAGCUAUUAAGUGUACGAAAUUCCUUUAAAUAAAAAAAAUAUUAGUUUGUUCCGAUAUUUCUAUUUUUGAAAUACAAAUUUUUCAAAAUCUUCUCUUCCGCAGUUUUUCAGUUUUCCAAAUCGGCCUUCAUCCUUUAUUGAAAAGAUUUUUAUCGCCCAUUUCGACCUUGAAACUCGAAAAAUGACUCAUUCACCUCAAAAUCGAAACUCCAAUCAAAUUACGUCACUCGAUUGAGCUUAUUCCUCGCUUUGUCAGUCACGAGAAGCUUUCGAUUUGAAAAAAAAAGGAAAAGCAACGGCGCCAUUCACUUUUUUGCAACAACUCAUCUGGUUUUGGGCGCUGAUUUAAGAGCUAAUGCGUAAAAAAGUGAAAGCCCCGCCGUUUCUCAUUCUUAAACAAACGUUCUGCCAAAAGAAAAAAACAUCCAAACCUUUUCUAACUGUUUACUUCCAAAUCUUCAAAGGUAUCGGCAAAAGUUCUUUCAUUAAAAAAUAUCUUUCUUCUUUUUCCGCAAAAUGCCGGCGGCAAAACGCCUCCUAGGAAAUAUACUUCUACGCAUUCACACUCGCACAUUCAUUUUGUGUGAAGAAGUCGUGCCAGGAGGAAAUCCCAACGCACUUGUAGUCGUCGGAGCGUAUUUAGUAGUUCCGAAUCGAGAGCUGGACGGCUUUGAACGCGCAGGAAAUUGGAGCAAUUUUCAGGUCAUUUGCACGUUUAAGCCGUUCAGUUGAAUCCUGGUUCUCCCAAGUUUGGCCACUGAAUAAUUUUUAUAGAUUUUGACUUUUGCAACAGCGGAUUUCCGGAGCUCUCUUCAUUCUUUUAUCUUUUAUAACGUGGCCUCCAUAGACUUCAGUUAAAAGUCAUUCUAAAGAUAGCAUUUAAAGCUUUUAAACUACGAGUUUGAACUAAUUUGAUCUUUUUCAUCAUGGAGCUACUGUAGAAGUGCGCAUGUGCAAACACCGCUUCAUAGAACCAUACGCAUUUUAUCUGACGCCUCAUCUUUUCCUUCUAUGAAUUUUAUCCUCGUUUAUCGUUUUCGAUCCUUUUUUCAAUAAUGUAUACUUCUUUUCUCAUUGAUAUUGAUUUUCUUCUCAAUUUUAUCUUCUCGAAUUUGUUUAUUUAUGAGACCCUCAUGCGAAAAGAUCGUCCAAAUAAAGAAACAGAUUGAGAGAAACAAGCUUCUAAAUUUAUUCAUACACUAGUUUUUGGCGCAAUUUUUGCCACUUUAUUUUAUUGCAUUGGCAGGAGGAAAUAGCUAUAUUUUAAACUAGGAUUUCGAAGUUCAUUGCUUUGCGCACCUUGCUUUUUUGCUCGAACAAAACAUUUUUUUGUUCGUUCCGUGAAAAAGGGGUUCCAUAUUUUGAAUUUAAUUUUAUAUUCUUUUUUUCUUAUCGAAAAAAAUGAAAAUGUGCGUCUCAAACUCUUUCAUUUGAAAUCUAGUGCGUUAUUUGUUGAUUUUGCUUCAUUUUCUUUUUGCUAAUGAUUGUGUUGAUGAAAAACAAAAAAAAAUCGGUGAGCGUUUAUGCAAUUUUUUCUUGAAAAUUUUGUGUUUAAACUAAUAUGUUCUUUCUUAUCUAAUCGAGUUCAACUUUUCUUUAGAAAUAGAAGGAAAUCGUUUCAAUUUUUUUUUCGUUGGCAAUGAUUUAUUCAGUGAAAUUUCUGGUUGGACGCCUCAUUUGCCCUCUUCUACUAUCAUUUGUGUGGCCUUUUCGUAUCCAAUUUUUUUUCGCUUUUUUGAGAUUUAUUGAGUUACAAAUCAGCUUCAUUACAGUGCUCCGACACUCGUGGUGCGAAACAGCCGGCAAAAUCAGUGCACCACCCAUUAAAACCGCGAAAAAGACCAUAAGAAAACAGCGAAAAAAGAACAAAAAGCCAUUGCCAAAAGAGUCCCCCAAGCCCCUCAAAGCGUUCUGGAGGACGGACGACUUGCAGCAACUCGACUACGAAGACGCAAGCCAACGCGACGGCUCCAACUUGCGUGUUCGCGUCAGCGAUGGACGACACGACGCCGAAGCUGACGUGCGCGUGCGACUCCUCGACAGAAAUGACCACGCGCCGACGAUUCACGGCGUCAGCGAGCUCAACAUUCGCGAAGACGUCCUUCCAGGCCACGUUGUCGCCAAGUACACGGCGACGGAUCGCGACGCCAACGACACGACCAGGUGAGGGGCUUUCAAAGUGGGGGCUCUGGCUGGCGGUGGCGCUAGUUCUUGUGGUGCCUGCAACGGCUUUUGGCGAUUUGUCGCUGCCUUUCGGCCUCGAGCAAUCCGUGGCUAAGUCGCGGUUUUCGUCUCUGAUCGGCGGCGUCCGCGCCAGGGAUAUUCACGUCUUCGUCAUGAAGAAUAUCAGCGAAGACACGCCGGUCGGAACUGUGCUAGACACGUUCAAGGCCCACGAUCCUAGCAAUCCAAUGUACAACUUUACGUGAGUUUUUUUUUUCAUAUAGAAAAUAUUCAAUUUUUGCUGUGCUUUUUUUCCGACCCAACUUUUGAGAACUGCUAUUUUAUGGGAAAUACGAGAAGUCUUUUUUUCGUGGGUUUUUAAUCGUUUUUUUGAGAUAUGUGAUGAUCAAUGAGUUAACCUUUUCACCCUCUCUUCUAUUGGUGAUGAUUUCAGCGAGUAAGGAGAUUUGAGUAUUCAUAGGUUUUUUUUUGUCCUUUCUUCGCGCUCGUAAAUCCUCUGACGGAUCAUUUUGUGACAUUUGAUUGUGCGGGAGAAAGCUCAUUCUGUUGGUAUAUGCAUAUGCGCGGAGAGAGCUCCGUUUUGUGAGCUUUUGUGUGCUCAAUGUAUAGAAAGACGUGCGGCCGGCCGAUGACCUCGUGCCGGUAUAUCGUAUAAAUCGUCUGGCGGUUUGGAUAUGAAAGGGAUAUCGUUGUGGUUAUGAUUCUGAGACUUGUUUGGUUUUCAAUGAGCAAACCUUUUCAAUUCUUUUUAGCUUUCAAUCAUUUUGGAUUAAUCAAACGUCAUUUUUCGAAUCUCUUUGUUACUUCCAUUUUUUCACUAAUCUUAGUUUUUAAAAAAGGACUUUUAUAGCUUCUUUUUCGCAAAAUUUGACGGAUCUGUCGGAAAACUGUAUAAAAAAGGAAUGCCGUUCGGAAAAAAUGACAAUAAGUGAUCCGGAAACGAAUGGAGCCGACUGGCAGGAGCCGACGUGACCUGUGUGUCCUUCUGCCGAAAACGUCAACGAGCGGAGGUGCCAUUAAGGCUCGUUCAAGGUCUUCUUAGGAGUCGCCGGUCUGUGUGUGUCCAGUGCUCUCCGCUAUUUCUCCUGCUCUUUUUGAGGCUCUCGUUUGAAGAACCCAAGGCGUUCCCUAGGUCUCGUAUAACGCAGACGCUGGACUCUCAUUUGCAUAUAGGUUGACUUCUUUUAUGUGAAGACAUGGUUUUCCCAUGAUUUUUAAUCCGAAAGCAACCUUGAGCGCUUUGACAACUUUAGUGUCCCACUGGGAAGGUGAAGAACGAGUUGAUGGGGACCGAAAAAACUUCUUUUUUUCAACCCACUUCAUAAUGGUGUAAACGGAAGCGGAUAUUUUGGACUGAAAUCUCGAGCUCGGCGUGAAAUUCUUCGCAAAGUGUACACCAAAAACGAAACUUCUCGCGUAGGUCCAUCUAUUUGUCCAUUUCCUCGCUUCGUAGAGCUUCAUCUCGCGCAAAUAGCUUUUUGCUGCCCGGUGAGAAGUAGAAGUAGACAAUUUCGAGGAAGAAGAGCGGCGAUGAUGAUCUACUAGCUUGUGUGAAUUGGCUAUAAGUUGAUUUGCGACGCGGGGAGAGUGACCCUCGGCUAGUUUUUGAAGACACGCAUGAUCGGACCCAAGCACGCUAGAUGUUUUUUUUUUCUCUUUGAUGACUGCCAGACUUAAUUUAUUGUAAGCACGCCGGCCUACUUGAGCUUCUUAAAGUUUCGAGGGGCAGUUAGAUGUAUUAUUUGUGUAAAAGUUCUCUUCACUGUUAUAAGUCAAUUUCCUCGCACUUCCGACGCGAUGGCACUUGAAAGAAACACGUUAUAUUGAUUUAAACGGGCCUUUUUAGGCGACGUAGUUCAUUGAGGCGAUGCUGCAAAAACUUUGGGACGAAAAAGAGAUUUCGCCUUCCUCUCUUAUACUACUGCUGUCCUUUUUCGGAAGGGCAAAAGCUCGAUGCGAGGCCGCUUGGAUUUACGCACCUCUUUAGCUGCAGUGUGGAGUAAAACGCCGGCAAAACACACGAUUGUUGCAUUGGAAUCGAAUUUGCUGGCAAUGGGGCUCCUAGUCUCGUUUUUGAGAAUUGGACGUUUCCUGGUCUGUCCGCAGGGAUUUUCCAAUCCUGAAAAAACGACUCGGUUAAAUCAGACAAUGAAAAAAGAUAAGAAUCUUUUUCAACUUAAUCUUUGACCAAAAUCGGCACGAAAAAUGUUCGUUUCGAUGGGUUCUGCUCUUUUUGAUACAAUCUGGGCCAUUUUUUGCUUUGAAAGCGAUGACGUUACCUGUUUGCUCAGGAGCUUUUUAAGAGGUUGUGACCUCAAAUGGAAAAGGAUGAGCAAUCGAUCGAUAGCCUUGCUCGGUUUGUAUGUUUGCUCAAGGUGUUGGUGAUGCGUAGGUGGCAUAUGCAGGUGGAAUUUGCCGUUCUUUCUUCUUCUUCGUCUUUUUUGAACGCAGUUGACUCUGCUCUGAGUCAUCUUUACGUUUUGAACGGAGCUCCGGCCGUACAACAUUUUUUACAAUGAGAACGUCGAGUGCUAUCACCGUUAUCAGUGAGAGAAGCGAGAUAAAAACAAAAGAGCCGAGUCGUUAAAUUGACGAGAAGACAUGUUUGAUCGCUGCGGUGGCCUUUUGCCAUGCUGGGAAACUGUUUUUUCUUGCUCGUUAUUCCAGGAGAAGAAAGGAUUGCGCAAGAUGUGGCGAUGAGAAAGUUUUGGUCGUAUACGUCGAAGGAGGCGCCUUUUUUUUUUUUGGCAGACGAACAUGGGUCGACCGUUCGCAGCUGGGUGUCUUCCCACGUCUCCGUCCUCUUCUUUCGGCGGAGGUUACGCUACAACGAUGUAGCGGCGGCGUCGGAGGUGGAAAAGGCUGAUGACCCCGAUCUGGAAUUAAGAUUUGCAUCAACCAACCAUCCGCCAAUAACGCAUAAUUCGAAGCGACGAGGGAAUUUCGUCUGUCACUGAGAUUCACCAUGCAUUUUGAUUGCUGUCAAAUUUACAUUUGUCUGAAAUCAGAAGAAAAGUCGACUCAUCCACAGCUUAUUUGUUUGAAACUCGACGGAAUGUGUCAUUUUUCGAAGAUUUCAAUUGGUUCUCACGAUGAGAGGAAGUGCGGAAACAAUUGACACAAGCCGGCGUGAAGUCCGCCGUGGCUCCCAGAUGUUUGUGUAAGCAUUAGCCGUCCUCGCCGCACAGUAAAGACACACUGUUCUCGUUGGAUAUUUUGACAGGGGCGGUUUCAUUGAACCAUGCCAAAAAGAAAAUGACUUUGCCGCCGGUCAUUUUUGUUUGAUUCGAGCAUAUUUACUUGACAAAGUGGACAAAGGCCAAAACUCGGCACAUGGGCGACUGUAAAGUAGGUCGACGCGUGUAGUAUUUGACAAUAGGAACCUACAGUCGCGGCGUAUGCAAAUUCCACCUGGGCGCACUUGAGAAUUUCGUGGUGAAUUGCGAUUCCUUGAGCUAUUCAAUGCCGUUCGAAGUCGAUUGGCCGUGAAUCGAACGGCCUGAAUACCGUUAACAUUUAUGGCCGAUUUAACAUUCGACCCCGGUCCUGUGAAUAGCCAUUUUAUUGCUUAAAGUGACUUUUGGGAAUUUCUCGACCAAGAAGUUAUCUAAACCUGUUCACAAGGAAGGUCAUUAUAUUCAAAAAAUCGAAAACAAGUGCAAAAUGGUUUUUCGAAGGCCCCAGGUUUCACUCUUCGAAGUUCUAUUUUCUUAAUUAGUAAAGCGAGGCAUUCUUUUGAAAAAAAAAAGAAGGAAAUUUGAGUUGGAAGUGUGCAUAUUUACUUGAAAAAAUUAUAGCCAAUUUUUUUUUUUGAAAUUUUAAGUUGUGAGAACAUUCACUUUCCUUGUCUUUUUGUCAAAUCUACGAUGAGGAUUUCGUUUUUCUUCCCACGACCUUGUCUCGCUUUGUCAGAUCAACACCUGAUUUGCUGAUUUGCAUCUGAAUGUGGAGAUAAUGAUAAGGUUUUGUGAGCCGUAUCGCUUUCCGCUGACCAAACACAUGGCACGCCGGACAAUUGCUGAUAAUUACCACAUUGAGAGGGUCCAUAUGUGUUGUUCUACUCUGGAGUUCCGACCGAAAACGAGGUUGCAAUCCGCAAAAGGCCUCCUCCGUUUGACAUGGUAAUUGAGGGCUAUGACAACCAGCACGUGGCGGAAUUUGAGCGCUGUACUUUGGGAAAGAACGGGGUUAGGCUUCUUUUUCUGAGAGGAUCGUCCAGGUUCUAUCUAACUAAUAGUAUGUUAGUCGUUUGUUUGAGGGGCAACGGGCGAGAAGAAAAAAUAGCUGAGAAAAUGAAUUACUUGAAGCUGUAUCCGGAUAGUUAUAUUUUUCUGGAUCAUUUUCUUUUUUAAAUUAAUUUCUAAGCUUUUUUCAAACUUAAGAGUGAGCUCUUGUGGCCUUUUUCUAUGCUCCGGCUACAGGACUUCUGGAGGUCAGAAGAUACCUUUUUUACGCUCCGAUGUUUUACCAACUUUUCGUCAUAUAAGUUGGGUGACACGAAAUCUGCUCGUCGGAGCAAGCGUUACCGAAGGUGUUUUGAAGGCGGCCGACCCACUUGGAACCUUUGGUCGUCAAGUGGACCCCUCCUCGAUGGUUCGCCUUCAACCGGUGUGUGCUACAUCAACACAAACACACGCGGCAUUGCGCUUUGUUGUCGAGUUGCUUCGGCUUCCUUAUGUGUGUCAUCCGAUUCGAUUCAACGCGCCAUUGUUUGAAACAAUUGUGUCUUUUUUUUUAAAUUUUUUUCAAAAAAAAAAUCUCUGGAAAAUUCGGCUGUGAACUGGCUGCGCUUGCGUGCCUUCAAAAUCCGAGAUUUGAAAAAAAAAGUUUCUCUGGAAAAAAUACUGGUUUGAUGGGCCUCUGGACAAGUUGAGAUCGCAAGUGCCGAAUCCAAAAGACAAUGGUUGGUUAAUCUCCUCCGGAACCCUCUGUACUUUGCCGAAAAAAUGCGUCAUCGACACCGCCUCUGUGAUUUAGAGCCUUGUUGGAGGGUCACCUCUUUCUUUUUUUUUUUUGGUUGAAACUCGCCUCCAACCAUCUUCGAGUAACGCUUCUACCAUUGCCGUCGCGACAAAUUGAGUCAUUGUAGGAAUAAAUUUGUUUUCGCUGUUGUGCGCCGCUAACCAAAUCGGUUAUUGAGACGAAAUGAAGAGAAGUACGUAUUAAUGAGUGGAUUUCCGGUUGGAAACCAGCGGGUUCUCUUUUAAUUGAUAAUUGUCUUCUCUCUAGGUUUUUAGGCGUAAAUAUUCGAAAGAGAGUCAAUUAUCAAAGGUUUAGUGAAAACUUCAUGAAUCUAACUUCAAAAUCUUGGAAAAUAAAAAAAUAAUAGUGACUAUAAUUUUGGGACGAGACAGGUGUGAAAAGUUUACCUGCACACGUACAUGUUGGCUAUUUGUUCUCGGUUGUCUGACCAGUGCGUAUCGAAUGUCAGUCCCAUGCAAUUGUUUGUUGCUGGACGGACGAUGCAAUCACAAAUAAUUGGGGAAAUUCGAGAGGAUUGAACUUGAGGGAUUUUCCACUGAAUUUACAAAGUAUUUUCCAGGUUCCGAAUCAACCGACAGUCGGAUCCGAAGCGACAGUUCACGAUCGACCAGGAUGGAACUUUGAAAGUCGCCCAUCGACUCGACCGCGAGGACAUCGCCGUUUACAACCUUAUCAUUGAGGCCUACGAUGCUUGUUAGUAGUUCAAAUUCGCAAGGAUGAAGAAAUUAUUUUUCCUAAAAAAAGAAACUAGAUCUCCUUAAAAAUUUUUUUAAAAUUUAAUUUAAGGCCGCCAGAGUUAGUGCAACAAAUUAUAAUUUCUUGCUUUUUCAAAAGCUGUUAGAGUAAGCAUUGAAAAAGGUCUUUUAGAAGUUCAAAAUUUUGUAACUUGUCAUUUUGAAUAAAAUUGUGAAUUUUUACUACUUUUCCUGAGAACUUAUUUUGAAUCUCUGAAAUACUUUGAAGGAUGGUUUGAAAAGAGAAGAUCUCUCAGGAGAAACUUCUGAGAAGGCUCAGGAAUACAAAUUUAAAAACUUGAUAGAAAAAUUGGCAAAGUCUAAUUGGUUUUUCUUCUUAUAAGAAAAUUAGAGUAAGAAUUGAAGAUGCGAGGCUUGCUUUUUGCGUCAAUCGGCAGAAUUUCAAAUUUUUAGGAAAAAAGCGGAGGAAUUUGUAAAAUCCACUUUUUUUCAGCGAACAACGUGGGCCGGCAAAUGGUGGCCGUCUACCUGCAGGACGUGAACGACAACGGUCCGGAGCCGUAUACCGUCCCGAGGCCUUGUAUCUUCCGCGAAAACACGCCGGUCAACCAACUCGGCACCUGCGAGAUCCGUGCCACCGACAGGGACACGGGGUUCGAUCCGUUCUUCUCAAUCAAUCAAUAACUUUCUUUAAUCUACUUGUCAUGACCCUCUCCACGCCACAUCAUUUUUUUGUGCAAGAAGACCGUAUACCAAAUCGCUGCAACAUCUUUGUUUUUUGCAGUUUUGUAGAGCAAAAGUGCAAGAAAAAGCUGUGUUUACGGUAGCUAUUUUGACUCUGCUUUCAAGACAUGAUCGCCUCGGAACAUACGAUAGAAAGAAAUUUCGUUAGUUUCUUUAAAAGUAUCGGGCUUGCGUCUCAAAAAUUUAAAAAAAUGAAAUAUUUUUUUGACGCAGCGAAAAUUGGCGCCAAGGUUACAUACUGCUGGUAGAUUUUAAUUUUUCACAGAAUCCAUAUUUUUUUUUCUUAAAUAGUUUUACAAGCAAUUUUCAGAGAGUAUGGACCGCCGUUCACCAUGGAACUGUCGCCGAAUUUCAAAUACGGCCAGUACCUCAGCGUCAUCUUCAAUCCUAGUAUGUUCUCUCUAAUUUCUCUAAAGUUUAAGAUAUUUCAAGUUGUUUUCUUCAGUAAUCUUAAACUAGGUUUUUUUCCUGAUGGUAUAGUUUUCAUGUAAAAAGCUAAUUUCCAAAAUUAUUUCAAAAGGAGUUUUUAAAAACCAUUUUUCGCUUCGAAUUUCAUUGGUUUUUGUUGAAAAUUCCCAUCGCGUAAAAAGUCCUACAGUAAAAACUUCAUUAAAAACUUUUUCUGGAUAUUCUGAUUGAUGGUUCGUCAUUUUGAUUCCUACUUUUUCAUUAUAAGAUGAAAUAAUCGAGGUUUAUCAGUUAAUAAAGCUGCCUAGAAAUAAAUUCAACACAGUGAGUAAACAAUUUUCGGAAACCAUCAAAAAAUCAGAAUAAAUUUGAUCAUUUUUGCAGAUGGUGACGGCGGCAACGGGUCGAUGACGAUCACGCCGCUCCAACAGUUCGAUCGUGAAGCGCCGGUCCCCGGAAAGGUACAUUUAUUUCAGUAUUAUCCAGACUUUCAAUUGUUCAUUUUCAGAUCCUUGAAAUCCCACUUAAAUUGACGGAUCGAGCAGGAAAAACUAACUACGCUUCCGUGCACGUCAUCAUUGGCGACGUGGUGAGCCUUUCCCUCUAUUUAUUUUCAAAAAAAGAGGGCGGAAAUCUCUUUUGAUGUUCAAAUCAUGCGGACCAUUAUUUUUGCAUCUGUCUACCUGUCGCCCGCGAAAUCUCUUUUUUUUUUGCGGAUCGCCGUUUUGCUGCUGGUUUCGGCUUGUAAUUAGGCGUGUCACCUGGGAUUUUGUAGUGGAAUACAUUUUCAAAAAAUUGAGGUUUUGUGCCCAUUUUUACUUUUUUUUUUGCUGACAAAAAAUCAAGAAGAACAUGACGAUUUACGUCUUCUGGUAGAUUAACGCACACUAAUUGUUGAGGAUUAUCUGGUAGUUUUCCGCGGGAAACGUUCCUCAACAACUCGAAAGUUUAUACUUGAGAAUUUUUGGGUUCCAUAAUUCUGUUGUCCGGAAGGAAAACGCGAAAAGUAAAAUUUAUUAUUUCUAAACGGCAGAAAACUUGUGAAAUUUAGGAAAAUUCAAGUAUUUUUCGAUCUUGUUGCGAAAAAUAAGCUUUUUUUGAGCAAAAAUAAGCAUAUUUUUAACUUGUAAACUAUUUAUUGAAAAAAAGGUGUUUUUUUCAAAAGAAUUGUAUCAUCCUAACAAAUUAUUCAAGUAGAAGAAGGCAGGAUCUCAAAAAUCUUCUCAAUAACCGUAGGCUUCGGCUCUGGCCUUAUUUUGACCUGAUUCUUCACGACAGACGCUGCCUCACUUCCGUUGGACAUGUGCCUCUCUCUAAUUAGAUAAUUAGUGUUAUGGGAGGUCCUUGAACAAGGCGCCGCUUGCCGUGUUCCGCAUUAAAUUUCUCUCUUCGUUUGCAUAAUUAGUUCGAACUCGAAAAGUUUACUAUUUUUAUGAAAACUUGGGAGUGUGAGCUACAGAAAGAAUUUUAAGUUUGUUGAGUUCAAAUAAAAAUUUUGUCGACUCCAACUAAAUGAAAAAAAAAAUCAAGGGCAGAAAAUGAGGAAAAAGAGUAAGGAACUUAUAUCUUUCAAAUUGAAUUUUAUAAAGUUGGGAACUUGAAAUGCGGGAAGAAAUUUGAGUGAAGAAUGUUGAAAAAAAUGAAAAAAAAUUUUUUUAUGAAACGAUUUUUGAAAUAUGAAGAUCAAGACAAUUAUUCAAAAAAAGCUCUCGAGUUUGACCUACUUGAGACAGAUGCGAAACGUCUCCUAAUCCCAUUCUUCUGCCUCUCGUCACCCUUCUCCACUUGAAGACCUCACCAGUGCUUUUAAUUUGCAUCUUUUUUGGGUUAACCUAAGUCGCGCAAAGGGUCAAAAUAAAUAGAAGCAAAAUGUCGGUUUCAGAACGACAAUCCGAUGCACGACGGUCGGAUGACGAUCAAUGUGAACUCCUACUUGGGCCGUCUGAAGCAAACCGUCAUUGGUCGGGUCUACGUCGACGACGCCGACGAUUGGGACCUUCCUGAUAAGACUUUUACCUGGAAACAGUCACAGUCUGGUGAGUGUUCAGAUGAAUUAAAGCCUGGAAAUAAUCUAAAUGAAAAGCAGAUAAAUUUUUUUCAUUGAGAAAGUUGUAAUAUCUUAAAGUCCAUAUUUUCUAAGUAUUAGACUUUUUUUUUCUGAAAAAUUUUGAAAAAUUAGAAAAAAAAGUUAUCGUGGAUGGAUCUUCCCAAAAAAAAAACUAGAGCAAGAAUUAAAGUAGAACUUUCACAGGAAAUGUGAUCUAUUAAUAAAUAAAAACAUGCGGAUGAAAAAUGUUUUUUUAUGCCGUGUUCAAUUUGAAUCCGCGAAAUGCAAAAUACCCGUUAGAGAAAGGAAAAGAUCACUAGAUUUUGGAGAUUCAGAGAUCAUUUUGCAUUUCGCGGAAUCAAAUUGAACACGGCAUUAAUUCUAGAAUUUUUCGCCUCACAAUUGAAUAUUUCACUAAAUUUCAAAUUUUUGAGGCUUUGAACUGUCGCCGAAGGGAGACAUCACGAUGGACGCGAACAUGCCUCCGGGAACCUACCAAAUGUCGGCCAAUUGUCAUGACAAUGCGAGGAACGAAGACGCCGUCGGCUAUGUCACCGUCAUCGUCGCCGCUGUACCCCAAAUCGCCUUCGACAACCAGGUUUGAACCCGAAAAGCCAAGCAAAACACUCAUAUUUUGCAUCUCCAGGGAUCCGUUCAACUGCUCAUCGCUGAAGACACGCCGCUCCAAUUGCCCGACGACUUUAUCCGCAUCAACUCGAACGGCCAGAGCAUGAUGGACGUGUUCAAGUCGGAAAUGGUCGGCUACAUGGGCGGCGACGUCACCAUCGAUGUCUUCUCGGUCCAAGUCGGUAUCGCCACGCUGCAGACGCGAGAUGUGCCUGUUUUGAACGUGAGAUUCGACGCUCGAGGCACUGCCUACAGGUUUCAGAACAUUCUGAAGAUCUAUGAUCAUCUCUUCGUUUCAGAGACUCCGCCCAGCUGAACGGUCUGAUCUCGGCGCAUCGAGAUGAUCUGCAGCAGAAGCUUGGCGUCGAUAUUGUCGGCGUCGGAAUCGAUAUGUGCAAGUUCACGACGUGUGAUGCUGGAUGCCAGACUUUGAACUCGGCUGAUUAUGUACGCGUUUUGAAAAUUUGGGUAUAUGAUAAUCGCGCUGCGAAAAUCGAGCCGCCAUUUCUACAGCGCGAGACGAACAGAGAAAAAUAAAUAGUGUAAAAAAUCGAGGCUCGAUUUUCGCAGCGAUUUUCAAAUACCCGAAAAUUUUAAAUGAACGGAAAAAUAUUGGAAUUUUUAUAGAAGAUUUUCAAGUGAGACCUUUUUGCGCUUUUUGAGUUUUUGAAUUUCUUUAGCAUUUGUUUUCACUGUUUUACAAUUUUUCCUUUUUCAAUUCAAACGACACUUAAAAAUGAACUUUUUUUACUCUCACUAGGGCUCUCAGCUUGAUGGAACUUCUGAUUAAGCAUAGAUUCAAGGGAUGAAGGCCCAAUAUGAACUAAAAUUUCUUUUCCAGUUAGUUUAUGGAGAUUGAAAGUUUGUUUUUACAGGACGGAAUUGUUGUCUCUGCCAACAGCACAGUUAUCGUCGGCGUUAACGCUACUUCUCGGGACGACUGUACCUGUCCGGUUUGGAGAGCUCCGCCGGCCUGUCAGCACUCCCUCUGCCACAACGACGGCGUCUGCCACAACACAAAUCCUGGAUUCUUGUCAGUUUUCACCAGUCGAACUUUUCAUUUUGCUUUUUGUUUUCCAGCUGCGAAUGCCGCAACGACGCUCUGAAGGGAAUGCGAUGCCAGGGAACGACACGAUCCUUCUCCGGAAAUGGAUUCGCCUGGUACAAACCGAUGCCCGCCUGCACCAGCCUGAACAUCUCCUUCAGCUUCAUGACCAUGUCUGAAACAUUCUGUCAGUUCUCAUCUCCAACUGGGCUUUCAGGCAAUCCGACGCGCUAUUGUUCUACAACGGACCAAUGGACACUGGAAGCAGCGGCACGCAGAUUGAGUAUUCGGACUACAUCUUCAUCCAACUUCGCGCCGGCCGUGUCUAUCUUGAGCUGUCGAUGAACGGACAGGGCAAGAACAGCCUGGAAGUGGCGUCGUCGGCGCUCAACGACGGAACUUGGCACGAUAUCGCCGUUACGCAAAACGGAAAGGUAAAGCAGAUGUCUAUUGCGAAGCAGUUGAAAGAAGAAAAUAUGAACGUCGAAAAAGUGAGAUUCAUAUUUUCAAGAGAACACUAAAAAUCAUCACCUAAUUUCAAUUAAGUGAUCGCUGGAUGUCUUAGAAUCCGCUUAAGGGAAGGACGUCUGACGUGUGUGUAAGAGAAAAACCUAAAAGAAAAAAUGUAAAAUUUUCUUUUCGAAAUAUCUUUAAAAAUCAUUUAUCACAUUUAUAUGAAGUUUUUUUCGUUUUUCCUCAAAAAUGUUUGAUAGUUUUUCAUUCAAGCUAACUUUUUAAAAAAAAAUGAAAUUUUCGCUCGUACUAAGGAACGAACAGUAAAGUUGUACUAUGUAGGAUUACUAAUUAACGAAUCUAAAUAAGGUCAGAUGUCUUUAUGAAAUAGGCGGAUUAGUGUGGUUCAAAACGGUUUCUGUCCACUUUUUGCGCGGCGAGCGACCUAAAUUAACGACGUGUAAGUACGUGGGAAUGUUUACGGAUGAACCCACUCGACUACUCGACGACGACGCAACGUUACUUAGCGCCCAGAGACUAUUUGCAUAAUUGUGGGUCCGAGACUCCUUGAGUUUUCCGGUUGACAUGAUGUGCUGCCUUCGAUUAGGCUCCUCGUCUGGCAUAACUAAAUUACGCGUGUUGCGUGAUUCCAUGCUUUCACGGGGCUAUUAGCUAAUUUCAUGAGUUUUGAAGUAUUUGGUGAUUCUAAAUAGGUGGAAAAUUUCAGCCUAGAACUUCAAAGUUUGAAGUAACACCUACAAGGGAAUUCGGUUUCACAUGAGCUCUUGAAGUAGUUUCAUUAUCAAGAAUCUAGUUAUCUCUUUAGAGGACUAAUGAAUAGUUAGAGUUGUUACACGCACAAAAUAGAAUAAUUAGAGUAAUGACUUUUCAAAAUUCAACGGCAAACUUACAAGCUCUACUUCAUUAUAAUGUUUGCAGCAUGUGGAGCUGGUUGUGGACUCUUGUCGAUUCCUCGGCAUGGGAGCUGACGAUUCGACUUGCCGCGCCGAACUCUACACUCCAGAUGACGACGAACGUCUCAAUAUAGUGACACCUGUUCAGAUUGGAGGUAAAAUACGAGUCCUCGAACCUUUUUUCGGAAAACCUUGCAGAAAAAAUGUAUUUUAAACGAGUCUCCAUAACAUUCUUAUUAAUUCAAUCUCCAACAACUAGUUUCAGGCCUUGCGCCGCUCUCCGGCCAAGAAUACCCGCUGACAGUGCCGAAGAACGGUCUGAACGGCUGCGUGCGCAACCUCUACGUCAACGGCGACCAGUACGACCUGGCGACGCCGGCCUUUGAAUCCAACUCGGAGCGUGGCUGCCGUCUGUGGGGAUCGACCUGCGACAGCAACUCGGUGGAGUCACUGCAGCACUGCGUCCACGGAGACUGCUUCGCCGACGUCCAGGUUCACUUCACCGUUUCGCGAGACAUUCUUGACAACAACUUUUUCAGGGAAGCACGGCGAUGGUGGCCAAGUGUGUCUGCGAUCCUGGAUGGGGCGGCGCGAGGUGCGACCGGAAGAUUGAGUGGAUUCAGUUCCAGCCUGGAGGCUUCGUGGACUACUCACCGAGAAUCGCGUUCCCGGAACAGGUGAGAAGGAGGAAUCAAGCGGGAAAAUAUUCGAUUCGUUUCAGGUCAACGAUAUCGAGCUUUUGUUCAUUCCGGGACGUGUCAACGGUGCCGCAGAGCUCUCCUAUGGAACUGACUCUCAACAGGUAUUUCAAUUAAUAAACUACAAAAAAAUUUCUUUCAAAGUUAAAAAAAGUAUUCCAAAACUUCGAAGAGCAUCCGGAGUGAAGCUUUCUGUUUAGAAAAAGUCGAAAAAAAAACGUCAAAUAGUUUUUUUUGUUUGCAUUUUUCAGCUUCCAGCAUUUGUCAGCUUAAAUUAAUAAAUUUUACUACUUUAAACUCGCUUUUAACUUGAAGACAAUCCUACUGUAAUUCUUGUAUUUUUCAGAGCUACGUCUCGACCUCCCUCGAGUCCUCCUCUUACGGAAUCAACGCGGCGUCCAAAUUCGACCUCGGCGCCGCCGGCAUCCGCUCUCAGCAAGAUCUCCGAGUGACCGACGUGAUCCUCAAGGAAAAUGCUAGCUACUGGAUGCAGUUCACGAGGAAUCCGACGAGGUGAUUCAUUCUGAUAAAAAAGAACGGUUGUAAUAUUUUUUCUCGUUCAGGGCAAGCCUCGCCAUCGAUGGCGCUUACGCUGUUUCUCAACAACUUCAACGAGGACAGCCAUUCUCCUUGCAAGUGAACCAGAUCAUGCUCGGCACUCAGGGCAAGGGCUUCCAGGUAAUUUUUGUGACUUUUUUAGUUAGUGUUUUUUCAGACCUCUUUAGUUAGAGUGAUUUGAACUCAAAAUCGUUACAGGGAUGCGUUGGCACGUACCGCUGGUCGAAGCAGAAUCUUCCGCUGCGAAGAAGUGCGCUCGACGAAUCUGAAGAAGCGAUCGUAACGAUAACCAACGUCGGAGGAGUUCGAGAUGGUUUGUGUCGACUUUUCAAGCUUCUGAGAAUCAUGUUGGAAAAUUACAGGUUGCGACCUGCGAAUCACCUGUGCAGACCUUCCCGUCGGCUACUGCGGCGGCUCUUUUGCCUGCGUCGACUUCUGGAAAGGCCCAUUCUGCACGUGUCCCGAUGGCGCGAACGCCAUCAUCGGCGAAGACGGACAGGUCGUCGGCUGCGGCGCCACUCUGGCCGUCUCCAAGCUCGGCAUCAGCUCUCCAGCCAUUAUCCUCAUCCUCGUCUCUCUCAUCCUACUCAUCAGUCAGUCAUUAUAACCCUCAAUCUUGCUUCAAUUUAUGAAUAUUCAGUGCUUGUCCUGCUGAUGGUUGUUUACACCCGACGGUCUCCCGCGCCUUUCGAGACGAUUCGCCCUGACGAACUGAAUAGAGACAACCUCCGGCCGUAUGCCGUUGAAGGCGGCGGUGAAGCUGAUAAUGAUCAGGUUGGUAGAUUGGAAAGAAGCUAUACAGAAAUCGUUAGUGUUUUUUUUUUUUUGAAUAUUUAUCUUCACCUGCCUCUUCCUAGUUUGUUUCUGACUGAAAUUUCACAAAAAGCUAGAAAAACCUAUUGUUACUUUUUGAUUUCCUGCCGUCUUUAUAAAGAACCGACCUGUAUGCACUGAACUUUCAUAUACAAAAAUCAUUUUUGAAAUAUUUUAUUCAACAAAGCGUCGUUACAGUACUCGAUCGCGAACCUGCGGAAGCCGGUUAUGCCUCUGGACACAGGACUCGGCGGACCAGCGCCGCCUCUCUACCCGCCGCGAGGAGGUCCCAAGCCAGACGACGAGCUCAACUCGAAGAUCAAAGACCUGGAAACGGACCAGAACGCAGCUCCUUACGACGAGCUCCGCAUCUACGACGACGAACGCGACAACGUCUCUGUCGUCACUCUGGAAAGCAUCGAAAGCGCCCAAUGA